Drosophila grimshawi is the source of this 1899-nucleotide messenger RNA. It is a transcript of the gene verm, whose product is annotated as chitin deacetylase 1. Gene Ontology annotation, molecular function: protein binding; chitin binding. Gene Ontology annotation, biological process: carbohydrate metabolic process. The record is from RefSeq and is a predicted model, not a curated record. Gene Ontology annotation, cellular component: extracellular region. The coding region runs from base 135 to 1712 and encodes 525 amino acids. NCBI's taxonomy places the organism in Eukaryota, Metazoa, Arthropoda, Insecta, Diptera, Drosophilidae. The transcript is spliced from 6 exons.
AAAUAGAACUCGUUGUCCGCGGACAACACCUAGUGUAAGCGUGGCUGUUGUGUUGGAAGAGUGCCCUCUGUUCACUCGUUAAUAGCCGCAGUUUCUACAUUUGCUGAGCGCUAAAACCAGCGCUGGUACUGAAAAUGGCGCGUUGGUGGCCAAUUUUGAGCGUUUUGCUGCUCUGCUGUGCAGCUGUUCACAGUCAGGACAAACUUGAGGGCAUUGAUGUUGAAGAGGUAUGCGCCGAUCGUCCCGCUGAUGAAUACUUCCGUCUGGAUACGGAAACCGAUUGCCGUGAAGUCUACAGAUGUACUAAGUCGGGCCUGAAAGAAAUUCAGUGCCCCUCCGGUUUGGCCUUCGAUGUAUUUAAGCAGACCUGCGACUGGAAGGCCAAGGUGACUAACUGCGAUGAGAAAGAGAGGCCGCGCAAGGCGAAGCCCAUUCUGAAAACGGAUGAGCCCAUUUGUCCCGAUGGCAAGCUGUCCUGUGGUGAUGGCGAGUGCCUGGACAAGGAGCUCUUCUGCAACGGCAAGCCCGACUGCAAGGACGAGUCCGAUGAGAAUGCAUGCUCUGUUGAUGAGGAUCCGAAUCGUGCACCCGAAUGCGAUUCAACACAGUGUGCGCUGCCCGAUUGCUUCUGCUCGGCGGACGGAACACGUAUUCCCGGCGGCAUUGAGCCCCAGCAGGUGCCACAGAUGAUCACGAUUACGUUCAACGGUGCCGUCAAUGUGGACAAUAUCGAUUUGUACGAGGAUAUCUUCAAUGGACAACACCAGAAUCCCAAUGGCUGCUCCAUCAAGGGCACCUUCUUUGUCUCGCACAAGUACACAAACUAUUCGGCUGUACAGGAUCUGCAUCGUCGCGGUCAUGAGAUCUCUGUGUUCUCGCUGACGCACAAGGAUGAUCCCAAUUACUGGUCGAGUGGCAGCUAUGAUGACUGGCUGGCCGAGAUGGCCGGCUCCCGUUUGAUUGUUGAGCGUUUCGCUAAUAUCACCGAUGGCUCCAUCAUUGGCAUGCGUGCUCCUUACCUGCGUGUGGGUGGCAACAAGCAAUUCGAAAUGAUGGCCGAUCAGUUCUUUGUGUACGAUGCCUCGAUUACAGCAUCGCUGGGCCGUGUGCCCAUCUGGCCAUAUACCCUGUAUUUCCGCAUGCCGCACAAGUGCAAUGGCAAUGCCCACAAUUGCCCGUCGCGUAGCCAUCCCGUUUGGGAGAUGGUCAUGAAUGAGCUGGAUCGUCGCGAUGAUCCCACAUUUGAUGAGUCGCUGCCCGGUUGCCACAUGGUUGACUCCUGCUCGAACGUUGCCUCCGGCGAGCAGUUUGCGCGUCUUCUGCGCCACAAUUUCAAUCGCCACUACAACAGCAACCGUGCCCCACUCGGUCUGCAUUUCCAUGCCUCGUGGCUGAAAUCGAAGAAGGAGUAUCGCGAUGAGCUGGUCAAGUUCAUUGAGGAGAUGCUCGGCCGCAACGAUGUGUUCUUUGUGACCAAUCUGCAGGUCAUCCAAUGGAUGCAGAAUCCCACAGAGCUCAAUUCGCUGCGCGACUUCCAGGAGUGGAAGGAGAAGUGCGAUGUCAAGGGACAACCCUACUGCUCCCUGCCCAACGCCUGUCCGCUGACGACACGGGAGCUGCCCGGCGAGACGCUGCGUCUGUUCACUUGCAUGGAGUGCCCCAAUAACUAUCCCUGGAUCCUUGAUCCCACCGGCGAUGGCUUCUCCGUUUAAGUUCUCUCUUUCUCUCUCUCCCUUUUCUCUAACUCUCUCUCUCUCUGUCUCUCUCUCACUUCUAUUUCCUUUACCAAAAAAAAAAAAAAACUAAACAAGAGAACAACGCAUUAGUAGUUCAACCGAGAGUCUGAUAAACUAAAUACAAAUUCCUACACAACGCAAUAAAUGUAUCUAUCUGACUGUA